GUGUUGACUGCCAAGCCAAGUGCCCCUUUUUUUAAUCACUAGGUUUUUAUUUAUAAAUAAUUAUGCUUCUAUCAUCUCAAUUUCUAUAUAAGUUCUAUAAUUAACUUAUUUAGUUUAAAUAUUUAAAGGUUUUGUAGUUAUAUUGAAAUUACUAGUUAUAAAGUCUUACUAUUUUAUGUGACAUACACUAAUUAUAUUUAGAAAACUAUGAUGAAGUAUUUAUACCUACUGAUUCGAUCGCGAAAUCAAAUAUAUUUACAUAAAUAUUGCAUUUAAUCCACAUACACUUACAAUAACUAACAAUGGCUGUAUAUUUAACGAAAACUAUGAUGUCUCGAUUAAAUAAAGUUACUUAUCCAAGUACGAGUUCGAUCGAAGGCGAAACUAGCCAUUACAAUGAUCAAUGGGAAAAACUUAUGAUGGACAGUAACAUAGGUGUCAAAUUGUCAAAGGAAAUGAUCUGUAGAGUUUGUGCAAGAAAUGGCUGCACACCAUUGAGUAGCAAAAUCAGUGAUUGUGAUAUUAUGGGAGCUAUUCGCAGUGUCACUAAUAUAACAAUAAAUGCAGAUGACUCUUUACCAAAAUAUAUAUGUACUGAAUGUCUUGAAUCAUUAAAGAUAGCAAUGAGGUUUAAAAAAAUCUGUGAAGUAUCUGAUAAGAAAUUUAGGAAAAUAUUAAAUCCUAUGGGUGACCCGUUAAUACAUUCAUAUCCUUACUCAAAACAUGAUUUUCAAUUAAUAUUGCAUCAAAUGAAAUUAAAAAGAAUGGAAACUGAAGAAAAGGCUGAAAAGGAAAGAAGAAGAAGAGAAAGACUGUUGCAAAAGAAAGAUCCCAAAACAAAAGAAUUUAAGUGUUCACCGUGUGAUAUGAUAUUCCCCAAUAAAGAAAAGUUAGUUGCCCACCGGCGGGAGAGGCAAUGCAUGAGACGCGCAUGUGAUAUUUGCGGGCAGCUUGUACGCAGCAUUGCACAGCAUAUGCGACACAACCAUGAGCAAAAUGUGGUUCACAAGUGCCCUACUUGUGGCAAGGAGUUUCCUAUCAUUGCAAGACUAAAAAAUCAUAUGUUAGUGCACACAAACACAUUCAACUUCUUCUGUGAUCUGUGCCCGUAUAAGUGCAAACACAAGUAUUACCUGGUGAUGCACAUGCGAACGCAUACUGGUGAAAAACCCUACAAGUGCGCACAAUGCCCUGCUACAUUCGUCAACCCCUCCAACCUUAAUAAACACAAGCUGACACACCAGGAGAAGCAGUUCAAGUGCAUGCUGUGUGAGAAGGCGUUCCGCACGGGCACAGCGCUGUGGGAGCACCACGACGCCAAGCACAUGAACAUCAAGCACACCUGCACGUACUGUGGGAGAGACUUCUGCUACAAAUCAGAUCUACGAAAGCACGAAAUCCGUAACCACAAUCGCGUGAAGCGAGAUUAUAUCGGUGGCGAGCCGACGUACAAGCAACUCGAGAGACUUCAGAAAAUGCAAGAAGACCAAGACGCGCUCGAGAAAUGGCGCCAACAGCAGAUAGUGGGCGCUCAACCUCAGCAGGCCACUUUCAUCGACCAGACAAAGGAUUUUAUACAAACACCACAUUCUAUGUAUGUCUCUGAUGUGACACAAAUCAUACAACAGCCGACUAUUGCCCAGCAGCAGACUGUUCAGCUUACUAUGCCUGACUUGACGUUGAAGAAGGAUGAAGUGAAAAUGUAUGAUGCUCAAGGAAUGGCGUAUUUUUAAAGUUUAACUUCGAUAAUACAUGAAAUUUUGAAGAAUUGAUGAAUAGUAUAAAUUCAUAUAUAAUAAUAGUGUGCCAUUAUCACCUUAAAACAUCGAUAUUUGUAUUAUAAAUAUUAUCGUUUGUAUGACAAUCUUGUUUUUUAUUUCAUCCGCUAUUUGUUUCCAUUUCUAAGUGGAUUAUUUAAAGUGGUUACUUUCAGUGUUAAAUUCCGGCUCCGGCCGCUGAGAAUGCGUUUUGACAUCUGUCAGUUGGUCAUGGCUAUUGACAAUUGUAACCUUGUAACAGCGCAGUAUAGAUAUUAAUAAAUUAUGUUUUCUUAUUUAUUAAAAUUAAAUUUCGCGUAAAUUACACAAUAACAUACAAUAGUAAAUAAUCGAAAGUAAUCGCAAUCGCAAGUUACAUCGUGCAUUCUGAACUGAACUGUCAAGAACGCAGUCACUCUGCGAUCGGACAAAUUAACCAAAUUCUUACAUACUUUAUAAUCACCAUGUUAUUUACUUGAUGCUAAGCUUUAAUUACAAUUUAAAUUUAUAUAAGAUAAUUAAUGAAUAGAAAUACUCACCAAUGUUUUCAUGUUUUAUUUUGUUAUCGAUAAAUGAUUUUUAAAUACGUCAAGUUUCCUAUAAAAGUAUGCUCGACUAGGCCUGAAAAGAAUAGGUUUAGUAGAUUAUUUAUAAAAGAGAGAGUUGUGUUAAGAAAACCUCAACAGAAUAUACGUAGCAUAUAAACAAUCCCUUAAAUGAGCUCAAGAAUUAUACAUAUGUACAAUCUGCUCAGAAGAUUAAUUAUGAUUUGUAUUUCUACGUACGUUUGUGUAAUGUCGUAUGUAUUAUUUUACUCAUAGUAUAA
Molecule: messenger RNA, 2583 nt
Organism: Nymphalis io (European peacock)
Lineage: Eukaryota; Metazoa; Arthropoda; Insecta; Lepidoptera; Nymphalidae
Product: zinc finger protein ZFP2-like
Exons: 10
Coding region: 303-1733 (476 amino acids)
Biological process (GO): central nervous system development; regulation of transcription by RNA polymerase II
Cellular component (GO): nucleus
Molecular function (GO): RNA polymerase II cis-regulatory region sequence-specific DNA binding; DNA-binding transcription factor activity, RNA polymerase II-specific; zinc ion binding
Source: RefSeq, a predicted model, not a curated record